AUGGCUUCAGCAAAUGUAGCUCCUGCAUCUGGUACUAGAGAACCCGGUGGAAAUACUGCUGGUCUAGAUAGGUUACCCGAUGAGAUGGAUGAUAUGAAGCUUAGGGACGACAAGGAUAUCGAACCAACUUUUGUAGACGGUAACGGCACAGAAACUGGCCAUAUAAUUGUGUCAACAAUUAGUGGUAGAAAUGGGCAGCCAAAGCAGACGGUAAGUUAUAUGGCUGAGCGUAUAGUGGGACAGGGAUCUUUUGGAGUAGUGUUUCAGGCAAAAUGUUUAGAGACGGGUGAAACUGUUGCAAUUAAAAAGGUUCUUCAAGACAAGAGGUACAAGAACCGUGAGCUACAAACUAUGCGUCUCAUAGACCACCCUAAUGUUGUGUCUUUAAAGCACUGCUUCUUUUCAACAACUAAGAAGGAUGAGCUUUACCUCAACUUGGUAUUGGAGUAUGUUCCUGAGACUGUUCAUAGGGUGAUUAGACAUUAUAGCAAGAUGAACCAGAGAAUGCCAAUGAUAUAUGUCAAAUUGUAUGCUUAUCAGAUUUUUAGAGCACUGGCUUACAUCCAUGGUAGUAUUGGGGUAUGUCACAGGGACAUUAAGCCUCAAAAUGUACUGGUUAAUCCACAUACUCAUCAGUUGAAACUAUGCGACUUUGGAAGUGCAAAAGUCUUGGUUAAAGGAGAGCCAAACAUUUCAUAUAUAUGUUCUAGAUAUUAUCGGGCUCCAGAACUGAUAUUUGGUGCAACAGAGUACACUACCGCCAUUGACAUCUGGUCUGCUGGAUGUGUAUUGGCUGAGUUAUUGCUGGGACAGCCCCUUUUCCCUGGUGAAAAUGGAGUGGAUCAGCUUGUUGAAAUUAUCAAGGUUUUGGGCAGCCCAACAAGGGAAGAGAUAAAAUGUAUGAACCCCAAUUACACGGAGUUCAAAUUCCCACAAAUUAAAGCACACCCAUGGCACAAGAUAUUUCACAAGCGCACGCCCCCAGAAGCUGUGGAUCUUGUGUCAAGGCUUCUGCAGUAUUCUCCAAAUCUACGAAGCUCUGCUUUAGAGGAUUUUUUCAUGCAGUUGGAUGCUUUGAUCCACCCCUUCUUUGAGGAGCUACGUGAUCCAAAUACACGCCUGCCAAAUGGACGUUUUCUUCCUCCAUUGUUCAACUUUAAGCCAUAUGAACUCAAGGGUGUGUCAGUGGAGUUGCUGGGGAAGUUGAUUCCAGAGCAUGCAAAAAAACAAUGUGCAUUCCUUGGUCUGUGA
This is a messenger RNA of Fraxinus pennsylvanica, 1251 nucleotides long. Lineage: Eukaryota; Viridiplantae; Streptophyta; Magnoliopsida; Lamiales; Oleaceae. The record is from the annotation of a GenBank genome assembly.